UAGUCGUCGAGAUAAGUUCGCUUGUGAUUGAUUUGAUCAGUGACUGCUGAGAAUAUACUGACUCAAUUACAAUCUCUGCACUUGAACAUCAAUUGUAUCUCUGCGUGGUAACGACGGAAGUGAAAAUACGUGUAGUAAGUGAGAGUUUAACAAGGAAGUAAUUUACGCGAUGAAAUCAUUAAUGAGAGUGGUACUGCAAAAUAUCAAAAGAUCAUCAAAAACGUUAUUAUUGCCUCAGUCUCAGCAUAUUCAAUGCCACAGAACACUUACAUCUCAACAAGUGUUUGAUCGUGAAUCUAAAUAUGGUGCUCACAAUUAUCAUCCACUUCCCGUGGCUCUGUGCAAAGGUCAGGGUGUCUUUAUGUGGGACAUCGAGGGGAAACGAUACUUUGAUUUUCUAAGCGCUUAUUCGGCAGUUAAUCAAGGUCAUUGUCAUCCCAGAAUCUACAAAGCGAUGAUUGACCAGGCGAAGACUUUAACUCUGACAUCCAGAGCAUUUUAUUCAGAUCUUUUAGGUGAAUUCGAAGAAUAUAUUACGAAACUUUUCAGCUAUGACAAAUGGUUGCCGAUGAACACGGGCGUGGAAAGUGGCGAAACGGCAUGCAAAUUGGCACGCAAAUGGGGAUACUCAUGCAAGGAUAUACCGCAGAAUCAGGCCAAGAUAGUGUUUGCGGAAGGCAAUUUCUGGGGAAGAACUAUGAGCGCUAUUUCCUCGAGUACUGAUCCUAGCAGCUACAACGAUUUUGGACCAUUUAUGCCAGGUUUUGAGAUCAUACCUUACGACGAUUUACCGGCACUUGAACGAGCUCUCGUCGAUCCAAACGUCUGCGCUUUCAUGGUGGAGCCUAUCCAAGGUGAAGCUGGUGUAGUGGUUCCUAAGAAUGGAUAUCUGAAAGGAAUUCGAGAACUUUGCACAAAAAACAAUGUCCUAUGGAUUGCGGAUGAAGUGCAAACCGGCUUGGCGAGAACGGGGAAGCGGAUUGCAGUAGAUCAUGAAAACGUGAAGCCGGAUAUCCUGAUGCUCGGUAAAGCAUUGUCCGGAGGAUUUUAUCCUGUUUCCGGUAUACUAGCGAAUGAUCCCAUUAUGCUCACAAUCAAACCUGGAGAGCACGGGUCUACUUAUGGUGGUAAUCCUUUGGGAUGCAAAAUUGCUCUCGAAGCACUUCGUGUUCUAGAAGAAGAGAAACUUGCCGAAAAUGCAGAGAAGGUCGGUCACUUAUUCAGAGACGAGCUUAACAAGCUGCCGAAGGAGAUAAUUACUUUAGUGAGAGGAAAGGGCCUCUUGAACGCUAUCAGAAGAUUUUUGAGUUCCCAGCAAGUGAUCGAUCGCGACAACAAAUACGGCGGUAUACACUUCAAACCAUUACCGGUUGUUCUUUCUCGCGGAGAAGGAGUCUACCUGUGGGAUACCGAUGGAAAACGCUACCUUGAUUUCCUGGCAGGAUUUUCGACUGUCAACCAGGGUCAUUGUCAUCCACGUCUGGUGAAAGUAAUGAGAGAGCAGGCUGGAAAGCUGUCGCAUACGUCAAGAGCCUUCUACUCAGAACCUCAGGGUGAAUUGGGAGAAUAUUUAACAAAACUUCUUGGAUGGGAUCGAUUUUUACCUAUGAACACAGGUGUUGAAGGAGGUGACACGGCCAUAAAAUUAGCCAGACGUUGGGGAUACAGAAUCAAAAAAGUGCCGAAUGGCAAGGCUACUAUUAUAUUCGCCAACGGAAACUUUUGGGGACGUUCAUUGGCGGCCUUAUCGGCUUCAACAGAUCCAAAUUGUUAUACGGAUUUUGGUCCUUAUGUACCUCUUUUUGAGAAGGUGCCAUAUAACGAUCCGGUUGCUCUGGAACAAAAGUUUCAAGAGAAUCCCAAUAUCUGCGCGUUCAUGAUGGAACCCAUUCAAGGAGAAGCUGGCGUCAUUGUACCGUCUGAUGGUUAUCUGAAACGUGUAAGAGAACUAUGCACAAAAUAUAAUGUUCUCUGGAUUGCUGAUGAAGUGCAAACUGGUCUUUGCAGAACUGGUACACGUUUGGCAAUUGAUCACGAAGGCUAUAGACCGGAUAUUCUUAUUUUGGGGAAAGCGCUCUCCGGCGGAAUGUAUCCAGUUUCCGGUGUCCUGGCGGAUGAUCAGAUAAUGCUCUGUCUGGAAACAGGUUCCCAUGGAAGCACUUUUGGUGGGAGUCCGCUUGGAAACAGAGUCGCUUUGGAGGCAGUUAAAAUUCUGGAGGAGGAGAAUCUUGCGGAGAACGCGAAGAGACUCGGAAAUAUUCUGAAGAAAGAAUUGGAUAAAUUGCCGAAAAACAUCGUGACAGAAUUUCGUGGACGCGGUCUUCUGGCCGGUCUAAUGAUAAACAAAGAAUUCGCAGAGGGUUGGGACAUCUGUCUAAAGCUGAGGGACGCUGGGUUGUUGUCGAGACCCGCACAUGGUCAAAUCAUCAGAAUAUCGCCCCCAUUAACGAUCACGGAAGAGCAAUUACGAGAAGGAAUAAACAUUCUUAUUACGGUUCUCAAAAAUUACAAAUGAAGAAUUUAAAAUUUUACACACAUCAAGAUUGUAUGAUAAAUAUUAAUAAUUUUUACGAUAAAAUGAAUUACCUGUUAUUGUAUUACUCGAAUUAUUCCAAAAAAAGUGUUUAAAAUCUCAGUAAAUUUUUUUUAGAAUUCUCUUUUAGAUUUCUUGAGAAAGCAUGUAGAUUGUAAGAGAAUAAGCAAGAAGAUUGUAAGAGAAUAAAAGUAACAGCUAAUUAUUAAUCA
Atta colombica is the source of this 2745-nucleotide messenger RNA. It is a transcript of the gene Oat, whose product is annotated as ornithine aminotransferase, mitochondrial. The transcript is spliced from 10 exons. Gene Ontology annotation, cellular component: cytoplasm. Gene Ontology annotation, molecular function: pyridoxal phosphate binding; identical protein binding; L-ornithine transaminase activity. Lineage: Eukaryota; Metazoa; Arthropoda; Insecta; Hymenoptera; Formicidae. The record is from RefSeq and is a predicted model, not a curated record. The coding region runs from base 170 to 2515 and encodes 781 amino acids.